Lathyrus oleraceus (garden pea) is the source of this 2999-nucleotide messenger RNA. Its product is annotated as probable xyloglucan glycosyltransferase 12. Gene Ontology annotation, cellular component: Golgi apparatus. Gene Ontology annotation, molecular function: glycosyltransferase activity. Lineage: Eukaryota; Viridiplantae; Streptophyta; Magnoliopsida; Fabales; Fabaceae. The record is from RefSeq and is a predicted model, not a curated record. The coding region runs from base 462 to 2576 and encodes 704 amino acids. The transcript has 5 exons.
CAUAAUUGAAAGCACUUUUUUUUGGUUAUGUUUGACGGAUAAAAGUGCUUUCUGGGUAAUAUUCCUGUUGAAAUAAGCACUUUUAUAUGUUUAGGUUUUUUAAACCCCGUUUUAUUGAGUUUUUGGAGUCAUCCAAACAGGUCAUAACAUAGUGUUCUUUCUUUCUCUUUCUCUCUCUCUCAGUAAUAUAAACAAACAGUUUGUUCGCGUAUAGAUUUGCUCCGAAUGUCGCAAUUCUUUUACGACGCAUUGCUUUGCUUUCUUCCUCCACGCGUCUUUCACCGUCAUUGUUUCUCGUUUUCAUCUCAUUUCUGACAAUGAGAUCAAAAUUCUAGCACUCUUUCUUUUUUCGUCGAUUUUUGUGUGUGUUGUUGUUGGUUGAGGUUUUAUUUCUCAGAUUUCUGUAAGAUUUCUGAGGGAUUUCUGUGAGAUUUCUGAGAUUUCGGAGAUCAGAAGGUGAAAUGGCACCUUUGUUCAAUUGGGGUGCGAAAGAGAGUCAUAGAGGAACACCGGUGGUUGUGAAAAUGGAGAAUCCGAAUUGGUCCAUGGUUGAACUCGAAGGUCCUUCAGAGGAAGAUAUUCUCAUGACAAACCCUUCUUCAAGAGACAAAGGAAGAGGGAAAAACGCCAAACAACUCACUUGGGUUCUUCUCCUGAAAGCUCAUAGAGCUGCGGGUUGUUUAACUUCAAUGGCCCCUGCAUUGUUUGGACUUGUCUCCGCCGUGAAACGCCGUGUGGCUUCCGGAAGAACGGACGCCGAAACCGACACGGAGGCUGGUGGUGGAGAUGGUGGUUGGGAAAAGGAAAACCCUACCGUGAAAAGUAGGUUCUAUACAUUUAUAAAAGUGUUUCUAUCUUUGUCGGUGUUUUUGUUGUGUUUUGAGGUUGUUGCUUAUUUUAAAGGUUGGCAUUUUAGUGCUCCGCAUCUUGAAUUAUGGAGUCCGGCAUUUGGGGUUAAGGAUAUUUUUGAUUGGUUUUAUGCUAGAUGGGUUUUGGUUCGUGUUGAUUAUCUUGCUCCACCUUUGCAAUUUCUCACAAAUGCUUGUAUUGUGCUUUUCCUUAUUCAGAGUAUAGAUAGGUUGGUUCUUUGUUUAGGUUGUUUUUGGAUCCGGUUUAAGAAAAUCAAACCUGUUCCAAAAGGUGCUGAUGGUGGUGUUUUAGAUCUUGAAUCUGGAGAAAAGGGUUUCUUCCCUAUGGUGCUUAUUCAGAUCCCCAUGUGCAAUGAGAAAGAGGUUUAUCAACAAUCUAUUGCUGCAGUGUGUAAUUUGGAUUGGCCAAAAUCGAAUUUUCUGAUUCAAGUUCUUGAUGAUUCGGAUGACCCGAUAACACAAUCGUUGAUUAAAGAAGAGGUUCAAAAAUGGCAACAAGAAGGUGCCAACAUUUUGUACCGACACCGGGUGAUUCGAGAUGGGUACAAGGCUGGUAAUCUGAAAUCUGCAAUGAAUUGUAGCUAUGUGAAGGAUUAUGAAUUUGUUACAAUUUUUGAUGCUGACUUUCAACCUACCCCUGAUUUCCUUAAAAAAACUGUUCCUCAUUUUAAGGAUAAUGACGAAUUAGGACUUGUUCAAGCUAGAUGGUCUUUUGUGAACAAGGAUGAGAAUCUUUUAACUAGGUUGCAGAAUAUUAAUUUGUCUUUCCAUUUUGAAGUGGAACAACAAGUGAAUGGUGUUUUCCUUAAUUUCUUUGGCUUCAAUGGAACUGCUGGAGUUUGGAGAAUAAAAGCUUUGGAAGAAGCUGGUGGUUGGUUGGAGAGAACCACUGUGGAGGAUAUGGAUAUUGCCGUUCGAGCUCAUCUCCAUGGAUGGAAAUUCAUUUUCCUCAAUGAUGUUGAGUGCCAAUGUGAGUUACCUGAAUCUUAUGAAGCUUACAGAAAACAGCAGCAUAGAUGGCAUUCUGGGCCAAUGCAGUUGUUUCGCCUUUGUUUGCCUGACGUCAUACGAGCCAAGAUAAGCAUAUGGAAGAAAUUCAACAUGAUAUUUCUCUUUUUCCUUCUUAGAAAACUGGUGUUACCAUUCUACUCAUUCACCCUGUUCUGCAUAAUUCUUCCCAUGACAAUGUUCGUACCGGAGGCCGAAAUCCCUGCGUGGGUUGUUUGUUACAUCCCAGCAAUCAUGUCAUUUCUCAACAUUCUUCCAGCACCAAAAGCUUUUCCCUUCAUCGUACCUUACCUCCUAUUUGAGAACACCAUGUCAGUUACAAAAUUCAAUGCCAUGAUCUCAGGCCUAUUCCAGCUCGGAAGCGCGUACGAAUGGGUCGUCACUAAGAAAUCCGGCCGUUCAUCAGAGGGCGAUCUAGUUUCAUUGAUCGAGAAACCAAAGUAUCAAAGAGGGUCAUCAGCACCUGAUCUCGAGGAAAUGAAAGAAGAAAUUAGGAAACAGGAAGAAAAAAUGACGAAGAAAAAGAAGAAGAAACAUAACAAAAUGUAUAUGAAGGAACUUGCUUUGGCUUGUUUACUCUUAACAGCUUCAGCAAGAAGUCUCCUUUCAGCUCAAGGAAUUCACUUCUACUUCUUGUUAUUCCAAGGAGUAUCAUUCCUUUUGGUGGGUCUAGAUUUGAUUGGUGAACAAGUAGACUGAGAAAAAAAAGCAAUAUCAGAGUAAUAAUUGGAAUCUGUACAAUGUAGAGAGAGACAUGCAUGAGGAGUUAGUCAGUUAAAUACAAGCAAAAAAGCAAAGGCUCUAUGAAUCAUGGAGACAACAAUUUAUUGGGAGGGCUUAAAGUGCUGGUCUUUUGCUUGCUCAUGCUUCUCACUUCAGGCUCGUUAAUUCAAUUCAACUCAAUCAAAUAUGUGAGUACAGUCUGUUAUUAUCAUCACCAUGGAUUGAAAAAGAAGAUUUUGAUGCCUUUUUCAUUCAAAAUGUGUAUGUUUUAACCCUUUUUUUUUCUAAUUCAUUUUUGUAAUUUAUGUGGAUUUUUUCUCGAUGGAUCAUUCUUUUUCUGUAAGAAAAUUUGUGGUUCAAAACUUUUACUGACAGGAACAGAAGAAACAAUAUUCUCCA